AUGCUACCACCCAGUCCCCACUUUGCACGCUCGGGCAGGGCCGAGUGGCGCAUCGGCGGGCUCCUGAGCAGCGCCUACACCUGCCCCUCCCCUCUGAUCGAUGCCACAUGGUGCAUCUUCCCUUAUCUGGAGCCCCACCCACGCCCCUGGCUGGCGCUGCUGUGCGCCAGAGCGCAGCUCAGCCUAUACUCCCUGGACAGCGAAGAGCAUCGAGUGCCCCUCCCCCAUGGCUACACGACCGUAUUUCCCACACCCCUGGGCCUGCUGCUCCUCGGAGUGAGUUGA
This is a messenger RNA of Auxenochlorella protothecoides, 285 nucleotides long. RefSeq lists its product as hypothetical. The record is from RefSeq and is a predicted model, not a curated record. The coding region runs from base 1 to 285 and encodes 94 amino acids. The transcript has a single exon. NCBI's taxonomy places the organism in Eukaryota, Viridiplantae, Chlorophyta, Trebouxiophyceae, Chlorellales, Chlorellaceae.